Molecule: messenger RNA, 457 nt
Organism: Geodia barretti
Lineage: Eukaryota; Metazoa; Porifera; Demospongiae; Tetractinellida; Geodiidae
Source: the annotation of a GenBank genome assembly
CUAAAGGAGAAGAAGGACAAGCUGGACGCUUCCGCCACAAAGAAGAAGGAAGCAUUCGUUGCUGGCCGGACUCACGGGACUGAGGCAAUGAAAACGCUGACAUCACUUCCUGUUUUGUGGCAUGCAUCCCUCAUAUUCCCCUCACUCCCUCCCUCCCUCACUCCUUCGCUCACUCGCUCACUCCCUCCCUCCCUCACUCCUUCACUCACUCACUCACUCCCUCCCUCCCUCACUCCUUCGCUCACUCACUCACUCCCUCCCUCCCUCACUCCUUCACUCACUCACUCCCUCCCUCCCUCCCUCACUCCUUCACUCACUCACUCACUCACUCCCUUCCUCCCUCACUCCUUCACUCACUCACUCACUCACUCCCUUCCUCCCUCAGAUCAGUGGACGUGAGAUGUUUGAAUUCAACCCAGACCUGGUACAGGGAGACGACCAGGAGGCCGGGGAGGAC